GUGUAUACUCAUAGAUGGCAGCAUCAAAUAACUCCUGUUAACCGCAUAACCUUACGUUGUGUUUUAAAUAUAUAAGGAAACAAGUGAGCUAAUUAAAAAAUAACACAAUGCCACGAAUGCCAUUGCACCCCGCUGUGGGAACAGGAAAAAUAAAUCCUUUCGCUAAAAAAGUCAUCAGAUUUGUUAGAUAUGGCUGUACUAAUAGACCUUUCUAUCACAUUGUUGUCAUGGAGGCCUAUAAAGGGCAACGCCAACCUCCAACAGAACAGUUAGGCUCUUAUGAUUCUCGAGUAAAUGUACAUAACGAAAGACUAGUAGCAUUCAAUUUUGAAAGGAUACGUUACUGGCUUGGAAGAGGAGCUCAACCAACAAAAUCAGUUGCAGAAUUAUUAGGACUUGCUGGAUUCUUUCCAAUUCAUCCUAGAUCCUACAUGACAGCAUGGAGGCACAGAAGAUUAAAUGACAAGCAAGCAGCACAAGCUAAAGAUGCUGAAGAGGAAUCAAAAGAAGCAUCGCAGACUUCUUAGAUAAUUCAAUUGAUUAAAUCACAAUAGAUUCUCGUCAUUUUUAAUAAUCCUCUAUGUAGAUAAUAUGCUUUCAUUUGUAAAUAAAAGCUCCAUACUUGGAGACAAAGACUUUGACUGUAA
Molecule: messenger RNA, 647 nt
Organism: Cephus cinctus (wheat stem sawfly)
Lineage: Eukaryota; Metazoa; Arthropoda; Insecta; Hymenoptera; Cephidae
Gene: mRpS16
Product: probable 28S ribosomal protein S16, mitochondrial
Exons: 2
Coding region: 108-527 (139 amino acids)
Biological process (GO): mitochondrial translation
Cellular component (GO): mitochondrial small ribosomal subunit; ribosome
Molecular function (GO): structural constituent of ribosome
Source: RefSeq, a predicted model, not a curated record